This is a messenger RNA of Capsella rubella, 921 nucleotides long. RefSeq names its product vacuolar protein sorting-associated protein 29. Gene Ontology annotation, biological process: retrograde transport, endosome to Golgi; intracellular protein transport. The record is from RefSeq and is a predicted model, not a curated record. The transcript has 4 exons. Lineage: Eukaryota; Viridiplantae; Streptophyta; Magnoliopsida; Brassicales; Brassicaceae. Gene Ontology annotation, cellular component: retromer complex; endosome. Bases 226 to 816 code for a protein of 196 amino acids.
GCACUCUAAAGAGCGAUCAUCAGAAAGAGAAGACGAAUUAAAGGAUCUUUUCCAUGGGAGAUCGCUGAGAUCCCCACGAACAUAUCACAAAAAAUUGCCUUCAGUCGAAAAUCUUCUUCGAUAUUUAUUUGAGCCCCUGAUCUGGUAAAAGCUCGAUCUUCUUAAGUUGUGCUUAUAACUUUGGGGGAAAUCUAUCUUUGUAGUUCUUUCUGUGGAAGUUUGAAAAUGGUGCUAGUAUUGGCAUUGGGGGAUCUCCAUGUACCUCAUAGAGCGGCUGAUCUACCUCCUAAGUUCAAAGCAAUGCUUGUCCCUGGGAAGAUUCAACACAUCAUCUGCACUGGAAAUCUCUGCAUCAAAGAAAUCCAUGACUACUUGAAGACUAUCUGCCCUGAUUUGCAUAUAGUUCGAGGGGAGUUUGACGAAGAUGCCCGAUACCCUGAGACCAAAACCUUGACUAUCGGGCAAUUCAAGCUUGGACUCUGCCAUGGCCACCAGGUGAUCCCAUGGGGUGAUCUAGACUCACUCGCCAUGCUUCAGAGGCAACUCGGCGUUGACAUACUUGUAACAGGCCAUACCCACCAGUUUACAGCCUACAAACACGAAUUAGGAGUGGUGAUCAACCCGGGAUCUGCAACCGGAGCUUACAGCAGCAUAAACCAAGAUGUCAACCCAAGCUUUGUUCUUAUGGACAUCGAUGGUCUCCGAGCCGUGGUUUACGUCUAUGAGCUAAUCGAUGGAGAGGUUAAAGUCGACAAGAUCGAGUUCAAACCGCCCUACCAACAACUCUGCUCCUUAGUCCAUUUAAUCAAAACCUGAUACCGUUUUAUGUUUUCGUCUGAAGUUUGCAACUUUCUUGUGAAAUAUAAUCUUUUAAUUUAAACUGAAUCAGCUGAGUAACAAAAAAAAUUAUUUUUAUGAAAA